AUGGGCCUCCGAUUCCUGCUGGCUCUGUUCCUUGUUCUCAUAGUACUGGGACACGAGGCCCAGGGGGCCCUGCUGCCCCAGACCGAGCCCUUUGCCAGCCCAACUCUACUGGUUCAGGUCCAAGAAUCCCUUUCCACGUACUGGGACACGGCCAAGGCUGCUGCACAGGGUCUGUAUGAGAAAACUUACCUGCCCAGUGUGGAUGAGAAGCUCAGGGAUAUGUACAGCAAAGGCUCGGCUGCCAUCACCACGUACGCCGGCAUCUUCACAGACCAGCUCCUCACCAUGCUGAAGGGAGACUAA
Messenger RNA from Dipodomys ordii (Ord's kangaroo rat), 303 nucleotides. It is a transcript of the gene Apoc2, whose product is annotated as apolipoprotein C-II. NCBI's taxonomy places the organism in Eukaryota, Metazoa, Chordata, Mammalia, Rodentia, Heteromyidae. Gene Ontology annotation, biological process: chylomicron remnant clearance; positive regulation of phospholipase activity; lipid transport. The record is from RefSeq and is a predicted model, not a curated record. The transcript has 3 exons. Bases 1 to 303 code for a protein of 100 amino acids. Gene Ontology annotation, cellular component: spherical high-density lipoprotein particle; very-low-density lipoprotein particle; low-density lipoprotein particle. Gene Ontology annotation, molecular function: lipoprotein lipase activator activity; phospholipase activator activity; phospholipase binding.